AUGGUCUUUCAACGUGAAGAAGGUAUGAGUGCGUCUUUUCACUUGAUAAAGAAGCAUGUGGUAGACUCGCCGAUAAAGAUGGUUUCCAUGUGUUCGACGAUGGAUUUGAUCGCGGUUUGCAGUGUUUCCGGAAGCGUCUGGGUGGCAAGGUGGUAUAAUUCUCUGGAGAAGAUUUGGCUCUUGUCGCCCAGUUUAGGCGGUGAGGAAAAAGUUGAAACUUUGGCUUGGAGAUCCGACGGUAAAGUUAUUGCCAUUGGUUAUUCGAACGGGACGAUAAGACUUUAUAAUGUGGAUAGUGCGGAGAUGGUACACGAGCUGAUUCAAAAGCCUAGUGAAUCAUCGAAUUCCUUGCGCCUAACAUGCGCCGGAAUAAGUUGCCUUCAUUGGGUACGUGAGACAUGCGUAAAUCUGGAUCACAUGUUUCUUGGACAGCAGGUUGUCAUUUGA
Molecule: messenger RNA, 447 nt
Organism: Acaulospora colombiana
Lineage: Eukaryota; Fungi; Glomeromycota; Glomeromycetes; Diversisporales; Acaulosporaceae
Source: the annotation of a GenBank genome assembly